Messenger RNA from Trypanosoma conorhini, 531 nucleotides. RefSeq lists its product as uncharacterized. The record is from RefSeq and is a predicted model, not a curated record. The transcript has a single exon. Lineage: Eukaryota; Euglenozoa; Kinetoplastea; Trypanosomatida; Trypanosomatidae. The coding region runs from base 1 to 531 and encodes 176 amino acids.
AUGGACGCGUACAACUCGUUGGGCCGCGUAGUCCGUGUCCUCGCCGGCAUUGGUCAUGGAUACCGCUACGCCACAGCCGCUGCUUCCUCUGUUACUGGCUCUGCGUACAUUGGAGUUAGUUCUGCUUGCCGCCAGAGGUGGGCACAGGUCAGAACGAAGUUUUCUUUGGUGUCCACAUCGCUUCAGUCUCAAGCGACGAGGGAAAAGCUGGAACAUAUGAAGCAAUGGCCGAGGUGUCUCUGUGCGCUUUUUUUUUCUAAGUGUGUGUUUGCGUGCUUACCACGCAAAUGCAUGACACCCUUCUCUGCCCGGUCGCGGUGUAUCUUCGCGGCCGGCCCCGGCAAUGGUUUCUCACAAUGUCGGGGGGCGGUAACGGAAGGCUUGCGUGUGCACACCACCGCCGUAGACCGGGAAGAGAAGCGCCAAUAUCUUUCGUACCGGCCAAUUCGUGACGGCCACCGGUGCGCUUUUUUGCUCUCAUUGGGUUUGCGCAUCGGGGCGGCGUCUGGGGGAGACAUGCUGCGCAGUUGA